AUCUGUGAUUUGUAGAAGCCGAGUUAUUUGAGUAAAGUCUCAUCCGCUUUGUCUUAAAACCAAAAGUUUGUGACGUAAAGAAAGUUUUGACUGGUUUCUUCCUAAACUAUCAGAGCUUGUUUUUCUUCCUUGAAUAACAUUUCUUUGAGAUAUAAAAAAUCCACGUUGUCAGUCAUCGCUGGGAAUAGUUAUGGAUGACUUGCAAAUCAGAAUAAUGAGUAAGACGAAAAACAGAAAUAACAUUGCAGGAACAUCCAAACCAAAUAAGAAAAAUACACAAACAACGAAUUUUCCAGAAGGUGCUUCUAAAAAUCCGCUACUGCCGUUCCGGAACGUACCACCAGAUGGCGGAUGGGGAUGGAUGGUAAUGCUAGGCAUUGUUUUGAAUAACGUCUUCAUAAUGGGACAAGUGAAGUCGUCUGGUGUUUAUCUAACGAUGCUGAUGGACGAAUAUAAAGCUAACCCAUCGAGGGUAUCAUGGGUUACCUCGUUACAAUAUACGUUAAUAAAUGUUCUGGGUCCUUUGUGGAGUGCCACGGCCGAGAUCAUGGAUGUUCGUAUGAUCAUGAUAUUUGCCGCUAUAGUUCAUUCUGCUGGCCUCGUGAGUUCUUGUUACGGACCAAAUGUCGAAUUUCUUUUCUUUUCACUGGGAAUCCUGGGAGGAAUUUCUUGUGGAAUCUGCUAUUUCUCUGGAGUGGUAAUGGUUACAAAGUACUUUGAAAAAAGGAGAACCUUUGCUAACGGCCUUGGAUUAGGGGCUACUGCUUUAGGUGGGAUUGUAAUUCCCUUACUAUUAGAAGGAUUGGUUUCUGAAUAUGGUGUCCGUGGAACUUUGCUUAUUAUGGGGGCUCUAAUGCUGCAUGGAAUUGUUGGUGCUAUGUUAUGGGAGCCGGUGGAAAGACAUUUAAAAAGAGAAAAAAUAUUCAUUGCCGAUACAUGCUCUAAGGGUGACCUUCGAAAGUUUAUCGGGCCUCGACACUCUGAUCCUUUGAUUAAUUCAACAUUUCAACGAGAACUUAAAGACAUGUCGAAUCAGAUUAAAAUUACAGAAAAUGCUGAACAAGAGGAAAAUAAUUCUCUUAUUGUCGAUUGUUUGCCUCUAAGGAGGUUCACUAUUGACAAUGUUGAUCUAUCUUUAUUAUCCAAGGAAAUGGAAAGCAACACUCGAUUAAAAACACGUGAUUACCAGCCCACUAUGUUCACCAGCAUGAUCGAUCUUGGAGGAACGGUUGGAACCAUCAACUCAGAGAAACUGAAAACAAAGGGUCUUGAAUUUUUUUUUCUACACUACAAGAACCUGUUCGACUUGUCACUGUUUUCGUCCUUACAGUGGUAUCUCCUAACUACGACGUUCGUUCUUACACUGACUGGAUAUCCUGGAACCCAUAUAUUUCUUCCUCUUCGAGCUAGGUACGCCGGUUUGAGCUCUGAACAAGCGUCGUUUUUGCUAUCCGUCAUGUCCGCAACAGAUACAACAGCAAGAAUUGCGUUUUCUUGGCUAGCAGAUCGAAAUUUCUGCCCAAGAAGAUACUGGUAUAUUGGAGGUGUCAUGUCAGCCGGAACUGCAUGUAUUGCUUUUGUUUUCACAAACACUUAUUUGAGCAUGUUGGUUACCAGCUGUCUAGCUGGUUCUGCAUCUGGCUGUUAUCUUCCACUGUUGUUGCCCAUCUUUGGAGAAGAAUUUGGAAGCAAAAGACUAGCUACAGCCUAUAGCUUAUCGGCCUUGUUCGCUGGCUUAGUUGUUUUGGGAACCAUCCCAUUUCUCGGCUACCUGGUGGACAUCACCGGAAGCACAACACUGUGUUAUAGCGUUCUGGGGGCCUGCUUGUUGACAGCAGGAUCUUUUGUUUUUCUUAGUCAGCUUCUAUCGACAAAAAAUGGUAAUCUAAACAAAUUGUAAGAACAGAAAGGAUUCGCCUUAACUAAAAUAAACAUCACAUAAAAUUCUAUUUAAUAAAAUACUCAUAAUGUCUAGACAAUGUUCACUUGGACAUGAGACAAACUUGGGACGUUGCCUGGACAGCAUAGUGUCUUGAUCUUCUCCGUUCGUAGAUAGUUCUUUAUAUGAAACAAUAAAAUAAAACGUAUGAUGUUUUUAAAAUAGGCUUAGAGUGAAAAUUCCUCUUUAUUUCACGUCUACUGCAUAGAGUGUAUGAAUAUUACAUUAGUUUUAGCUCUGUGGCAUGGAGCAGAGUCAUUCUGGUAUAUUCACUGGUCGUCCCCAUUGUUAGUUUUAACCAAGACACACGAAUUUCAAUCUUGUCAGUACCAAAUGCGGGCGUCCAACACCCUGGCGAGAGAUGAAUCCCCAUAUCACAUGAUCCUACAGGUGCUUCCUGUUGCAUUCAAACGCUUUGCCUCUUACAAAGUGCUUCCCAUCAGAAGGUUCACCUGAAAAUAUUAUAUUGCUACAGGUUUCUUCAGUUCAAUCAACAUGUUCUUUGGCACAGCCGAGUCUCAUCUUUAUCAUCUUGUUGAUGAGGAGGGUUUCUUUCUUAGUUGAGAGACCGACUGAACACAGGCGAGACUGUGGUGACAGUGAUCCUUGAAAUUUUCUGCCUUUAAGAGCUGUGGACGACAGUUGACAAUUCUGUAGGCUUAUGAAUUUCAGAACAUGGUCAUCAGCUGCUGUGGAAGCUUUCUUCCUACCCUUUCCUUUGUGCUGCUCCUCAAAGUCAGUCUCUCUAUAUCUAUGCACCCUGCGGGUCACGUUAGACUAGUUAUACUUAAUUCUGUCAGCAAUCUGCCUAGUCGAAAGUCCCUCUUUGCUCAAAGAAACAAUAACUGUUUUGUAUUUUUUAUUUUUCGUGGAGUUAACUCUAACCCUUGGCCAUGGUAGCAUCACGUGUACGUGAUAGCAAUAGGUUUUUUAACUGACUUUAAGCUAGAAUCACUAUUUAUAGACAUAAAACGGCUGGUGCAAAACCCAGAGUCUGUAAAGCUGAUGAUGUUAUGAUUAGACAUAAUUGCAUCAUUCAUGAAACACUACUUGCACCUACAUGCAUUAGAGCUUCAAAACAGACGAUGAUUCUGAAGAAAAGUGUGAAACAAAUUGGGUGAUGUAAUAGAUUUUUCCACCACUGUAAUAGCAAAUGUAACGUUUCUACAAUUGGUAAAACGGUUAAUAAUAAAUCUGACAUUUCUACAUUUUUUAAGAAACUAAUAACAAGUCAGAUAUUUCUACAUUUUGUAAGAAAUAUAUAAUAACU
Messenger RNA from Limulus polyphemus (Atlantic horseshoe crab), 3209 nucleotides. Its product is annotated as monocarboxylate transporter 12-B-like. The record is from RefSeq and is a predicted model, not a curated record. Bases 191 to 1900 code for a protein of 569 amino acids. The transcript is spliced from 5 exons. Gene Ontology annotation, molecular function: monocarboxylic acid transmembrane transporter activity. Gene Ontology annotation, biological process: transmembrane transport; monocarboxylic acid transport. NCBI's taxonomy places the organism in Eukaryota, Metazoa, Arthropoda, Merostomata, Xiphosura, Limulidae.